Anopheles darlingi is the source of this 1796-nucleotide messenger RNA. RefSeq names its product cytochrome P450 6a8-like. Gene Ontology annotation, molecular function: monooxygenase activity; heme binding; iron ion binding. Lineage: Eukaryota; Metazoa; Arthropoda; Insecta; Diptera; Culicidae. The record is from RefSeq and is a predicted model, not a curated record. Bases 168 to 1667 code for a protein of 499 amino acids. The transcript has 2 exons.
GUCGUGUGGAGUGGACUGCAUUCGUUCGUUCGUGACUUUAUUCGUGAGCACGAUUGUUAGCACCGGAGAGUGAUAAUAGCAUUUCCGGUCAAUUUAAUUCGGUGUCUCGCUGCUGCUGCUAAGGGAGAUUUUUUUAGGGUGACUGCAAACCACCGCGGUCCAUCAAUAUGGAGCCUCUAGACGUAGUGAUUUCGAUUGUGAUGUUCUGCUUUGUGGUGUAUCUGAUGCUCGACAAACGCAUUCAGUAUUGGAAAGAUCGAGGAGUCCCUCAGUCGAAGCCCGAGCUAAUAUUUGGUAAUGUACGCGAGGUGAGCCGGAAAAUGCAUAUAGCGGUGAAGUUUCAGGAGUUGUACAAUGAGCUGAAGGGCAAGCAUCCGUUCGGUGGUAUCUACAUGUUCCUCAAGCCCGUAGCACUGAUCACCGAUCUGGAGCUGCUGAAGUGUGUGUUUGUGAAGGAUUUUCAGUACUUCCAUGAUCGUGGGCUGUAUUACAACGAGAAGCAUGAUCCGCUAUCGGCCCAUCUCUUCAACAUCGAGGGCCAAAAGUGGAAAAGUCUGCGCAACAAGCUCUCUCCAACGUUUACGUCGGGAAAAAUGAAGAUGAUGUUCUCGACAAUCGAAGCGGCCGGUAAGCAGUUCCGGGAUUUCAUGGAGGAAACUGUGGAGAAGCAAAAUGAGUUCGAGCUGAAGGAUCUGUUGGCACGCUUCACGACGGAUGUGAUCGGCAUGUGCGCGUUCGGGAUCGAGUGUAACAGUAUGCGUGAUCCGGAGGCAGAAUUCCGUGAGAUGGGUCGGAAGAUUUUCCAACAACCACGGGGCAAAGUUCGGGGUCUGCUUACGACCUCGAUGCCCCGUGUGGCGAAGGCCCUUGGGAUCACCAAUAUUCUUCCCGAGGUGUCCUCUUUCUUCCUCGGUGUCGUCCGCGAUACGAUCAAGUACCGGGUCGAGAACAAUGUGCAGCGGAAUGAUUUUAUGGAUAUUCUGAUAAGAAUGCGCAGCGAUAAGGACGUCAAAUCGGAGGAUGGUACGCUAACGUUCCACGAGAUCGCCGCACAGGUGUUUGUUUUCUUCUUGGCUGGCUUUGAGACGUCAAGCACGUUGCUCACGUUUACACUGUAUGAGCUGGCGCUGCAGCCCGAGGUACAGGAGAAGGGCCGCCAGUGUGUGAAGGAGGUGCUGAAGCGUCACAAUGGACAGCUGACGUACGAGUCCGUGCUGGAGAUGCAGUAUUUGGAUCAAAUAUUGAAAGAGAGUCUUCGCAAGUAUCCGCCAGUUCCGGUUCACUUCCGAAUUACUUCAAAGGAGUACCAGGUGCCUGGUGAGAAGACAGUGCUAGAGGCUGGUACAUCGGUGAUGAUUCCUGUGUAUGCCAUUCAUCGUGAUCCGGAAAAUUUCCCCGAUCCCGAGCGCUACGAUCCGGACCGGUUCAGUCCCGAGGAGGAAGCGAAGCGUCAUCCGUACGCGUGGACACCGUUCGGCGAGGGUCCCAGGAUUUGUGUUGGGCUACGGUUUGGGAUGAUGCAGGCACGCAUUGGGUUGGCUUAUCUGCUUAAUAGCUUCCAGUUUUCGCGCGGCGUUAAAACCGUUGUACCGUUAAAGCUGGAUGUGAAGAGUUUCAUCCUUUCGCCGGAAGGUGGCAUGUGGUUGAAGGUCGAAAAACUCAAAUAAUCUCCACAACAACGUUGAUUGUAAGCCCUUCACUAUUGUGUUAAAUGAAUUGCCUUCGGUCGUACGCAUUAAUUUAUUUCGACAAUUUAUCGCUCAAAGUACGAUGAACGCAUCAAUAAAAAACAAUAG